AUGCCUCUGGGUCACAUCUAUGGAUUGCCUAGCGAUGACAGAUUUUCAUCUAUUCUUCUUAUUCCCGUUUGGGAGAGUGGGUGCUCAAAUGGGAGAAUGUCACUUGAUAAAAAUAGUGUGUUGGAAUUCUGGAUUGUAUUGUGGAUUCAAUGUAAAGUGUCUCGAGGUUCAUUGUUCAUCAAUUUGGAAAGUCGUCCAUCUAUAACACUUAUGGAAAAUUGUGACAGCUCUCGGGCGGGCAGGGAGCAUGAUCGUCUCUCGAAAAUCGAAAAGAAGCACAAAAAACGGCUCGAUGCAGUAGCCCUGUCGAUAGUCCAGAUCCUCUUUACAGGUAUGAUCAGUCAACAUUUAGUCAUGGGCAUCAUAAUGUCUUUUUCUUAUAGUGUCAGGAAAGCAAAAGAUGGUCACUCGACUUCCACAGAAAAUGCAAGGUAG
This is a messenger RNA of Botrytis fragariae, 435 nucleotides long. RefSeq lists its product as uncharacterized. Lineage: Eukaryota; Fungi; Ascomycota; Leotiomycetes; Helotiales; Sclerotiniaceae. The transcript has a single exon. The record is from RefSeq and is a predicted model, not a curated record. Bases 1 to 435 code for a protein of 144 amino acids.